AUGGCGGCGGCAGAAGAGGAUCAGUUGGAGGCGCUGUAUCAGCCAACGUGCCUGAACGUCCAGGGCGCAAGGUGGACGAACUUCGGAUAUGCCUUGAUCGGUGGCUCCACCAUCAUCAUGGCUUGCCAGUCCUUGGGCAUCGGCCCGAAUUGGAUCUGGAAGAGUGCAGACGAUGCCACCACCGUGCUCUUCACCUUCGAGCUAUUGGUGCGGAUCUUCGAGAAAGGAUACUUGUUCUUCGUCGAAGAUGACAAGAACUGGAACUUCUUUGACGCCCUAGUUGUGGCCAUCUCCCUUUUCAGCAUGGUCAUGUCCCAACAGGCUGCGGCUUCGGCCAAUGGCCAGGCGCCCAAUGGAGCGGCCAUGCAGAAGAUGAAGGUCUUGCGCACGCUGCGCCUGCUGCGCCUGCUGCGGCUCUUCCGCGUCUUCAAAGGCGUUGAGGAGGUGAACCGCUUCGUCGAGCUGCUCCUGAACAGUGUUCGGACCGUCUUCCUCUCCAUGGUGAUUGUCGCCGCCGGUGUCGCCCUGGUGGCCACGGCGAUCAUCGCCUGCGGUGCCACGGCCAAAGCAUGGCUACGUGACCACUCGCUGCCCAAGCUUCCAGAAAUCCACUGA
Molecule: messenger RNA, 615 nt
Organism: Symbiodinium natans
Lineage: Eukaryota; Dinophyceae; Suessiales; Symbiodiniaceae
Source: the annotation of a GenBank genome assembly